Salvia splendens (bonfire salvia) is the source of this 915-nucleotide messenger RNA. RefSeq names its product probable pectinesterase 29. Gene Ontology annotation, biological process: cell wall modification; pectin catabolic process. The coding region runs from base 1 to 915 and encodes 304 amino acids. The record is from RefSeq and is a predicted model, not a curated record. NCBI's taxonomy places the organism in Eukaryota, Viridiplantae, Streptophyta, Magnoliopsida, Lamiales, Lamiaceae. Gene Ontology annotation, molecular function: pectinesterase activity. The transcript is spliced from 6 exons.
AUGGUGGCUGCAAGAAUCGUGGUUGAUCCGUUGACGAGUGGUGGUUUCAGAACCGUACAAGCCGCCAUUAAUUCCAUCCCUUCCGGCAACACCAAAUGGACUACCAUUGAUAUCAAAAAAGGCAUUUACAGGGAACAAGUGAUUAUUCCUAGUGAUAAGCCAUUCAUAUUCCUGAAAGGAGCAGGAAGUGAAAGCACCUUCAUUUCGUGGAAUGGUCAUGGCGCCAUUAACGAAACCGCUGCAUUCACAUCUAAAGCAGACAACAUAGUCGCCAUGGACAUAUCGUUCAUUAAUACUUUCAACUUUCCCCCAAAGGAUAAUAAAAAUCAGAUGGCUACGGCAGUGGCAGCUCAAAUUCAAGGCGACAAAUCGAUCUUCUACCAUUGUGGAUUCUUCGGAUUGCAGGACACACUGUGGGAUGCUCAAGGCAGACAUUACUACAAAAGUUGUACCAUUGCAGGUGCCGUAGAUUUCAUAUUUGGUGCUGCCCAAUCCUUGUACGAGAGCUGUACUAUAUCAGUAACUGCAGGGUCCUUAAACGGACCAGGAUACAUCACAGCUCAAGGGAGAGAGCACCCUAAUGAUAGGAAUGGGUUUGUGUUCAACAACUGCAACAUAGUUGGGGACGGGAAGGUGUAUCUUGGAAGGCCGUGGAGAGCUUAUGCUAGAGUCCUCUUUUACAACACGCAAAUGUCCGAUAUCAUUGUCCCUCAAGGAUGGGAUGCAUGGAAAAGCACGGGCCAAGAGAAUCAAUUGUCGCUAUCGGAGUAUAAAUGUAGGGGUCCAGGUUCAAUGAAUUCAAGGAGAGUCAUAUGGGCGAAGAAACUGAGUGAUGAAAUGGCUAACAACUUAGCCACCAUGUCCUUCAUUGACAAUCAUGGAUGGGUUAAACGAGCGUUUGAACAUCUCAAUUAA